UUCCACUCAAACACUGUUGAUUUUGUUUUGUUUAAAUUUAUUAUGAAAAGGUGAGAAAGAUAAAGGUUGCGUCUAGAAAAUCCUCACUCACCAGGAGGCUAUUUGCGUAAACUGAGGCAAACCAGUACCCUUUUCGUAUCAGUUAUGUUCAUAGAUCACAAUCAUAUAAGACACAAGUAUGUAGUACAUCUUACUCUGCCAUCAACCAUCAUUCCCAUAUUCCUGCCUGCAAAUGGCUCUGCACUCUGCUCUGCUUUGGACCUGAAAAUCAAACGUCAACCAAGAAAAAGCUAAAGGACACAAAAUGGUCUCAGACAACACUUCCCUCUCUUCUUCUAAUCUUUCCCCAGCUCCCAAGUUUGCCAACUCCUUCACCACUCGAAUCUUUUCAGAUGUUGCAGGGGAUAUUACAAUUGCUGUUGGUGGAGAGUCCUUUCUACUGCAUAAGUUUCCAUUGGUAUCUCGAAGUGGAAAGAUCCGGAAAAUGGUUGCUGAUGGUAAGGAUCAUAAUACUUCAAAAUUGGAGCUCCUCAACUUUCCAGGUGGACCUCAGACAUUUGAACUUGCCAUGAAAUUUUGCUAUGGCAUGAACUUUGAGAUCACAACCGCAAACGUUGCCUUCCUGCGCUGUGCUGCAGAAUAUUUGGAAAUGACAGAAGACUACCGGGAAGAAAAUCUUAUUGCACGAACAGAGGUUUACUUGAAUGAGGUUGUAGUUCUAAGUCUUGAGAAGUCUGUGGAAGUCCUUUGUACUUGUGAGACACUACCACCAAUAGCAGAGGAAGUGGGAAUUUCAAAUAGAUGUGUGGAGGCUAUUGCCAUGAAUGCAUGCAAAGAGCAGUUGGUGUCAGGUUUGUCUCGGUUAGACUGUGAUGGUGAAUCUACAGAGCUUAAGAGUGGAUGUCUGGAGUGGUGGAUUGAGGAUCUUUCAGUUCUAAGGAUUGAUUAUUAUCAGAAGGUUAUCUGUGCCAUGGGAAGAAUAGGUGUUAGACCAGACAGUAUUGUUGAAUCAUUGAUGCAUUAUGCUCAAGCAUCAUUGAAAGAUAUUGGAAAAUGCCAGAUUUGGAAUCCAGUACGAAUAAAGGCAAAUCCUGGCAUGGGAGAAAAUGACCAGAAAACAAUUGUUGAAAUCCUUGUAAAUCUUUUGCCAACGGAGAAGAGCUCUUCUGUUCCAUUGACUUUCCUGUUUGGGAUGCUUAGGAUGGCAAUUAUGGUGGAAGCUACCAUAGCCUGCAGGCUUGAGCUUGAGAGGAGGAUAGCUUUUCGAUUAGAAAUGGUUUCAAUUGAUGAUUUACUUAUACCAUCUCUCCGGACUGGAGAUUCUCUGUUUGAUGUCGAUACUGUCCACAGGAUACUUGUAAAUUUUCUGCAGCGGAUUGAAGAUGAAGAAAAUGAAGAUUGUGAGAAUGCGUCAGAUGGCCUUGGUUCUCUGGGCCAUGGUUCUUUGUUGAAGGUGGGACGACUUAUUGACACAUAUUUAGCAGAAAUUGCUCCUGAUCCUUAUUUGAGUUUGCAGAAAUUCAUUGCUAUGAUAGAAAUAUUACCAGAUUAUGCUCGAGUUAUUGAUGACGGUCUUUAUAGAGCAAUUGAUAUAUACUUGAAGGCUCAUCCAAUGCUAAGUGAUCCUGAGUGUAAAAAGCUCUGCAAAUUAAUAGACUGCCAGAAACUCUCUCAAGAAGCCAGCAAUCAUGCUGCACAGAAUGAGCGACUCCCUGUACAGAUGGCGGUUCGAGUCCUAUACUUUGAGCAGCUUCGAUUGAAGAAUGCCUUGUGUGGAAGCUCCGGAGAUGGAUUCCUGUCCCAGAAAGUAAGCAGUGGUGUCCCUAGUGCAGCCAUGUCACCACGAGAUAAUUAUGCAUCUCUAAGAAGGGAAAACCGAGAACUUAAGCUUGAGAUAUCAAGAAUGAGAGUUAGAGUGAGCGAGUUGGAGAAAGAGCAGAUGUUCAUGAAACGGGGGUUGAUGGAUAAAUCAGGAAAUGGAAAAACUUUCUUGACCUCUCUAUCUAAAGGAAUUGGAAGGAUUGGGAUAUUUAGCGGGGCGGGUGGAGGGAAAGGGCAAAAAACAGGCCGGAAGUCUCGGGGAUCGGACGCCAAAACCGGAAGGAGUCGAAGGUAUUCUGUCUCUUGAAACUUAAUUUGACCUUUGUUGUGUUGAAUUAACGGUAGGAAAGUAGGACCUGACGUUUGUGAUUUCUGAAUGUAUAUACAUACCUUUCUUGAGGAGGCAAUUAAUGGCAAUGGCAUUUAUUUUUUCAUAAUGGUAAAGCAAUGUG
Molecule: messenger RNA, 2273 nt
Organism: Durio zibethinus
Lineage: Eukaryota; Viridiplantae; Streptophyta; Magnoliopsida; Malvales; Malvaceae
Product: BTB/POZ domain-containing protein At3g08570
Molecular function (GO): protein binding
Source: RefSeq, a predicted model, not a curated record